AUACCUGUGGGGGGUGUAUAAACUUGAGCUCAAUUCGCCUCACAAGAAGGAAAUGAAUAUGAAGUUCGAGGGAGCCAGAAAGAAGAGUCUGCAUCAACAACAACAACAACAACACAGAAGAAGUAGUAAAUCAACAAGGCAAAGCAGAAAUGAGAAAAGAAACAUUAAGGCGACGAUUGUGCAAGUAAGGAAAGAGAUGGCGGAGAUUGGUAAAACACAGAGUUGCAUCAGAGAGGGACAGAAGGAAGUGAGGGAAAAAUACAAGAAGAUGCAAAGAGAGCGCGAACAAUUGAGGAAGGAAACAGAGGCUAUAUCCAAGCAGGGAGCGAGCAUCCAGUUAGGUCUAAAGCUCAUGUUGGCGUUGCAAAUAUCAAAAGCAAGAGCUCAACUAGAUUCUGCUUUGGCCGAUCAGCUUCUUCAGUCUCUCCGUUUCUUUUGAUUUCUGUUGAAGUUAGCCAGGUCUUCUCCAUUUAGGUGCAUAUGACCUGAAGCUGUAGUACGUAGUGUAUUUGCUUUGUCAUGUUUUAUUAUGUUAAGGUUGUACUGGUCAAAGUUGCUUUAUGUAUUUGCUUCGUCAUGUUUUAUUAUGUUAAGGUUGUACUGGUCAAAGUUGCUUUAUGUAUUUGCUUUGUCAUGUUUUAUUAUCUUACGUCUGUUUAUUAGGUGGUGCCGUAUUUGUAAAUGGCUUAAGUGCCAUAUGUUGUUGGAAGUCUUGUUUAACAAGUUGAAUA
Molecule: messenger RNA, 731 nt
Organism: Tripterygium wilfordii
Lineage: Eukaryota; Viridiplantae; Streptophyta; Magnoliopsida; Celastrales; Celastraceae
Exons: 2
Coding region: 53-439 (128 amino acids)
Source: RefSeq, a predicted model, not a curated record